Phycodurus eques (leafy seadragon) is the source of this 4511-nucleotide messenger RNA. RefSeq names its product proline-rich transmembrane protein 1 (gene prrt1). NCBI's taxonomy places the organism in Eukaryota, Metazoa, Chordata, Actinopteri, Syngnathiformes, Syngnathidae. Bases 439 to 1155 code for a protein of 238 amino acids. The record is from RefSeq and is a predicted model, not a curated record. Gene Ontology annotation, cellular component: membrane. The transcript is spliced from 4 exons.
AGCAGCUAAUCCAAAUCCGGCCUCUUGAUAUUGACUUCUAAUGGGAUGUUCCAGCUCAGUGCCUGCGCCUUUUCCCACUCGCAGCUGACUGUCGCUUUAAGACAACCGUCUCUGGGUGGCUGAUUGAUUUCAUAUUCACCGACGUGUUCGUGGACAAACCUUGUUAGACACACACGGAAGAGAGAGAGAGAGAGAGGGAGGGAGAGCAAAGGAAGAGCUCUGCACUGUGUUGCAGGAGAGAGAGAGAGAGAGAGAGAGAGAGAGCUGAGCUCAGGUUAUCAGUGCUCCUGAAGAUGAGGACAUCUUGGAGGAUGGACUGCACGCGUUUGGAGUGAAAAGCACCGUUGGGCAUCUUUGGGAAGGGGGUUUCGCACCUUUAUCUGGAUUGGCGACAACAACAAUAUCCCAAAAAAAGGAGGAGGAGGAGGAGGAGGAGAGAUGUCGGGAAAGCACGGCCUCGACAACUCCAGCCGUCAGACGAUGCAGCCGCCUCCCUACAUCCCGGGUCCGCAGGACCCCAACGUACCUCAGCACCCCAACAUGCCACCCGGCGCCCAGCCCAGCUAUCCAGCGCCGCCUCCGCCCCCGGGCUCAGAUGGAUACCUCCAAGAGACUCAGUUCCAUUGUAACGCAAUGGGACCCCCGGGGGCCCCGCAAGGCUACACGGUCCAGACUCAGGGUCCCGGAGGAACCAUGCCCCAUCCUCCAGUGGGAUACCUCCAUUCCGGGUACCCUCUGCAGCUGCAGCCAUGCACCGCUUACGUUCCUGUCUACCCCAUGGCGUCGGGGCAGCCCUAUAUGCCUGCAACUGGAGGUCACCCAGCGAUGCCACCGGGUCAGAUUCAUCCCAUGCAAAUGCCGCCCAACAUCACCUUAAUGGACCGCCGGCCGCCGCAUGACUACCUGCCCAUCGCGGUGCUCACCACGGUGUGUUGCUUCUGGCCCACUGGCAUCAUUGCCAUCAUCAAAGCGGUACAGGUGCGUACGGCCAUCGCCAGAGGGGACAUGGUGACGGCAGAGAUCGCCUCCCGCGAGGCCCGCAACUUCUCCUUCAUCAGCCUGGCGGUUGGCAUCGCCUCCAUCGUGCUGUGCACCAUCCUCACCGUGGUGGUCAUCAUCGCCUCGCAGCAUCACGAUGACGACUGGGAGCCGUAGCAGGACGGGGGGAGGGGGACCGUUAAACAUCAGCUUAGAUAAUUACAUGGAAACAGGAGCACUGAUCAUAUGCACUGCUACUGCUUGCAGCUACACCAGGCUGGUCUCACACACACACACACACACACACACACACAACCAUGUGACCAAACAUGCUGCCAUCAAACACACAUUGACAGCCAAAACAACCAAGCACGCUGGAUGUCCAAAAGCCAAAUACAAACUGUUAUCCACCUUAUAUUUACACUGAGCUUCAAUUCGUUGGUGUCAUGGGAGCAGUGACGCAAAGAUUAAGUCACUAAAAUAUACUAAUAUUUAACCAAGUAUACGGUAUAUAUUUACAGUGCAGCAUAUGAGUAUUUUUGGGGUUGGAUUGCUGUGCCAUGUGGAGAAACAGUGUGCUACUCUUUGAUUAUUGGCGAUGCACUUGUGUUAGAGACUCAAAUUAAGUGUCACGGGGAGCGGAUCGAUACACAUUUAACACACGUUGACAAAGUGGCAACACGACCUUGUUUGCGAGACGUUUUGUAUUUUGCUGUCAAAACAUACAGUAUAUAUAAUAUGUGUCAGUUUGUGGAUUUCUUGAAAAAGUGAUUUAUUGAUUUAUCUAUCAUGUGCCAGACAUUUACGUUGUGUUCAAAUCGGCUUGAAUUCAAUACCACACCGUGUUAUCAGUAUUACUAUGAAUCUGAGGUGAGACGAUGCAGCUUCUUCCGGCCGUCGUUCGCGUCGUGCAUGAUAAUAAAUCAAUUGUUGUGAAGCGGUAUAACAUUUCUAAAAGCAACAUUCUAAACGAUUUUGUCGUGAAGACAAGAAAAUAAGAUUGGUUCAACCCAGUCAUUGAUAGAUUUCGAUAUAUUGUUUUUAGAAGCGUAUUGGCCUAUAAUGUGUGCGCUAGGCACUAUUGUGAAAUGGUAGCGAUUAGGAGACCGCAUAACCUUGCAUGCCAUCCUCAGUUUGAAUCCAUUCAUCUUUAAUACGGAGGCUUGGUGUGCACAUGUAAGCUUCUAUAUACAGUAUUCAUUUCCUUCAAUAUGAGUGUGGUGGUUUUAACGUAGCAAUCGUUAGAGCAACGGUGACUUUAAGGAAAUGGGAAUGGGAACACUUGAAAUGAAUGUUCAUGAUGGAAGAGGGAGACAAAAUUAAUAAUAAUGCCUAAACUGCUUUGUAGCCCUUUGGUCUUAGUGAGAAUUCUUUUUUGUUCGCCUGUUAAUCCCUGGACGGGAAGUAUUUUUUAUUUUAUUUUAUUUUUUUUGUCACAUACACUGGGUGCGGAAAGUAUUCAGACCACCUUCAAUUUUUCACUCUUUGUUAUAUUGCAGCCAUUUGCUUAAAUCGUUUCAGUGCAUUUUUGACCCUCAUUAAUGUACACACAGCACCCCCAUAUUGACAGAAAAAAAAAUAAAAAAUCGUUUUUGAAAUUUUACUAAAAAAGAACAACUGAAAUAUCACACAGCCAUAAGUAUUCAGACCCUUUGCUCGGUAUUUAGUAGGAGCAACUUUUCGAAUGAUUUUAGCAAAUGGCUGCAAUAUAACAAAGAGUGAAUCAUUGAAGGCGGUCUGAAUACUUUCCGUACCCACUGUCUCUCUUCAACUGCCCCUUUCCUCAUUUGGAUGAUACUAUUUAAAUUAUUUGAGUAACUACACAUAGAUUUUAUAGUUUAUAUAAAUGUAUACAUUUUGUUAUUUGUAUUAUACUGUUGCCAAUAGUCGGUGUUUAUUGAAGAAAGUUUGGUGCUUUAAGUGCUAACUAAAAAUGUAUAAAGUUGCUUACAUAUAGUACAGUAUGUUAUCUUUGUUUGUUUGUUUGUUUGCUGUGAGAAUGUUUGUUUGACAUUUAUAGGUGGAAUGGAAGGGAAACAUGCCUACUUUGCCUUUGAAAAAUAUGCAUGUUGGGUUAUUAAAGACUCGAAAUCACAGGUAUCAAACUCAAGGCCUGGGGACCGGAUUCGGCCCGACACAUCAUUUUAUGUGAUUCAUUAAAGCUAAUGAAGUGUGUCUACUCAUGUUUCUUGCUAAAUGCAUCUGUACUUUGAAUUUCGGGGGGAAAUCUGUACCAAAGGUGUGAUUUUGUUUUUCUUUUACUUUUAUCUGCUUUUACAAACAUUUACUAUAUUUUCACCAAACCCCUUCUUAACAUCGGACAAUAGUUCUUCUGUACUGUAUACAAAAGUAUCCGCUUGCCACUGUUUUACAUGUACGUACGGUACGGUAAUAACAAUCCAAUGCAAUGGCAAUAGCGUAUACCGUAUGUACGUGAACAAAGUAAUGAGACAAUUUAAUUCAACCUACUAAUAAUUGUUGGUAGAAAAACUUCCUUGAAGGUUGUUCUUUUCUUUUUGAAGCUUAAAGCCUGUCUUCUUUCUGUCAGUCAUUUUGGCAAGCAGAGAGCGGUGAUUUAAUUUCUCGCUUUGGAAGAAGGUUUCUGAAUUGUUUGUGAAAUUAUUAGUAGGUUGUCGGUAAAUUUAAUUGGGCUCAUCACUUUUUGGCUGCCCAUUGUAAUAACAUGACGUGGUGAUUAUACAUUUAUAUGCUUUUUACAGUCAUAAUGGACUUCUACUAUUUGACCGAUGCCGAAAAUGAGUUCGACACGCCUGCGAAUUGUCCAUCGGUGUAUAAUUGAGUGUAAAUGUUUGUUGAAAUGUGCCCCUGGACUGGCUGGUGACCAGUCCAGAGUGGACCCCACCGCUAAAGCUCUAAGACAGCUGGGAUAGGCUCCAGCUCACCCGCGGCCUGAAUGAGAACAAACACGAUAGAAAAUAGAUAGCUGGAACUAGUUGCCAAGAAAAUAUUAAGGAAAGACUGCAAUAUAUAAACAAAAUAUUUAAUGGGAAAUUCACUUUAUAUAUAUAUAUAUAUAUAUAUACACACACACACACACACACACACACUACAUGGAACUUAGAUCUAUGUGUUGAGUUCAAAAGGAGCAACACAAAGUAGACAAUCCAAAAAUGUCAAGCUAUUAAUUACUUUGUAAGUUACACUGCAGGCCCUUAUUAAAAGAAAUGGUUCACUUAAAGCAUGGAUUGCAGAGCCGCGUUGCUGUUAAGUGCGUAUUUGCGCUGUUUCUACUCAACAUUCACUUCUAGCAUAUCUAGUUUAGAUAGCGCUAAGCUGCAGCUUCUUCAGUGCUUUGCUUUCUUAUGCAAAUGUUAUUUUUAUUUAUUGCGUGAUUAGUCCAUAUUUAAUUUCCUCUAACCUUGUCAUAGCAGUAAUUGUUUUUUUCGAGGUUGGCGGCUGACAAGUAAAUACGAAGUGUACCAGCUUUCUGUUUAAUUGUGAUUAUUUAUUUAUGGAUGUGGUGCAAGGGAGUUGAGCUGUUUUGAGUCAUGAAUAAAAUGUAUGAAUUACGA